Molecule: messenger RNA, 2083 nt
Organism: Cyprinodon variegatus (sheepshead minnow)
Lineage: Eukaryota; Metazoa; Chordata; Actinopteri; Cyprinodontiformes; Cyprinodontidae
Product: cyclin-dependent kinase inhibitor 1B-like
Exons: 3
Coding region: 453-947 (164 amino acids)
Biological process (GO): G1/S transition of mitotic cell cycle; negative regulation of cell population proliferation; regulation of cell cycle
Cellular component (GO): nucleus; cytoplasm
Molecular function (GO): protein-folding chaperone binding; cyclin-dependent protein serine/threonine kinase inhibitor activity
Source: RefSeq, a predicted model, not a curated record
UUUUGCACGGCCAAAUGAAAAAAAGGGAAAAAAAUGAGCAGAGGGGCUCAUAUUCGCAGGGCAGCUCCGGCUCAGAUCUGCAGUUGUUGUUCCCUCUGCUGUGCUGAGGAUGGGGCGGGGCGCCUACAGCGACGAAUCGCUUCUCUGUUUAAAUAGUCAGGUUUCCUCCUUCGCUCACAGCUCUACGCCAUGUUGGCUGUUUUGGCUUGUUUUCAUGAGACUUUUACUACGAACCUGACAGGAGUGGCUGCAUGAAAACAUCCCCCCCUUUUCUCUGGGAGACAUUCCGUUUUUUAUUAACGCGUAAUUUGGAUGAUCGGCGCAGGAAGGACGCAUGGUGACUUUUCAUUUGGAGGGAAUACUACUUUGGAAUAACAAUCUUUAAAGGGACCCACGCCUCAUUUUUUAUUUUUUUUUUUCUUGCUGCGGUUUCUUUGGUUUUCUGUCGUCUUAUGUGCAACAAGAUGUCAGAGGUUCGGCUUUCUAACGCGAGUCCCACGGUGGAGCGCGUGGACGCGCGGCAGCCGGACAGCACCAGGUCGGUGCGCAGGGUGCUGUUCGGCACACCUGACCCGGAGGAGACGCGCAGGCAGGCGGAGGCUCUGCAGCAGCAAGCCGUGGACGAUUUCACGGAGAGGUACAACUUCGAUCCGGUGGAGGACAGGCCGCUCUCUCCGGGGGAGUACGACUGGCAGGAGGACGGAGACGCGCCGGAGUUUUACCGGAGGCCGCCCCGGGGGAGCAGGCCGCCCAGCGGGGAGGCUGCAUACACUUCUAACGGUUCACGGAAACGACCUGCAGGGAAUUGCUCUGAGGACUGCACGAGUCAAAAGAAAAAGUCGCAUUCCGAUGAAGACGACGACGAUAAAGGUGCAGGAAGCCAAAGAGUGCAGAGAGCCAGCAGGCCAGAGGAGGAGGACCCGAGCCCCCCGGUGCCAGCGCAAUGAGACCUGUCGCCUGUGGAACACCGUGGGCUUCCUCACCAUCUGACAGAAGACGUGGAGAGAAACAUAGAAAAACAAAGCAGCUUUAUCCCAGAAGGGAGGAGGAGGAGGAGGCUGCACAAGCACUGAAUAUGUACACUAUCGACUUUUGGCACUCUUAUUUUUCUAUGAUAAAAAUGCCUCAAAAGCAGCAGACAAUUGUAGCAGUGUGCAAAUUGAUUUUUGCUCAUAUUUUUAUAUAUAUAAAUAUAUAUAUAUACUACCUAUGUUUCAGAUGUAGCAAAUAAUUGGUUUUAAUACCUUUUUUUCCUGUAAAAUAUGUCUGUGUGACUUUGACUUGGGGAACUGCAGUGCAAUUCCCAUCAGAUAAAUUUGAAAGUUAUUUAGUAUAAAAAAAAUGCUAAUUUGUGUCAUUAUUCAGGUAUUUUUAUGUUUCGUUUUAUUGUAGAAAAAGAAAAAUACAGAUUUCAAACAUCAGGGUUACGUGGAUACAAAAUGUUAACUUUUUCUACGGUGUUGUUAUUGAAGGCCCGCAUGGUUCACACUUUAAAUUUGUGGAUCCAUGCAACUGGGAACAGGCAUGAUAGAUAAAGUUUACAGCCUUAUUCCCUAUUUUUUAUUUUUAUUUUUUUCCAAAUGGGAUCAGGUCGGGAGGGGGUCGAAAUUCUGCCUUUUUAUUUUGGGCUUUUUUUUUCUCUCUCUCUCCUGUGGUUAAAACUGCUGAGCAAUAUUCUUCAUUCUUUGAAAAAAAAAAUCCUAAAAGUUUGAUUUAAAUUUCUAAAAUUCUUCCAUGCACCCCCUCUCCAAACGUAGGUUUGCUCCAGGGUAACAUAGGCGGACAAAAACGUAUAAACCACUGGGCUUUCUUUAUGCAAAUAUGUGAAUCAAAGAAUCAUGUUUGUGGUGUAAAAUUCAUGUGGAACAUGGAAUUGAUUGCACUAUUCAUUUCAUAUUUUCCAUGAGGGCAGAAAUACAAAGUGACCCCCCCCCAACUCUGCAUAAAACAUUGAAGUGUUUAUUUUUGUUUUUCAAAAACACUGUAAGACUAUACUAACUUAUUUAUGUCUGUUUUUUGUGGGUUAAUGUUUAGCUUCCCAAAGCAAAAUUUUGUGCAUUAUUGUAAAUAUAUAUUUUCAUUG